UUUUUGGAAAUUUGAAUGUUCUUUAUAAUUUUCAUCCUCCUCCUCAAUUGUUUGAAUUUUCUUUAUUAUUCAGCAAAAUCUUGGUUUUUAUUUGUCAAAACCAAGAAAGCUGAAUUUUUUUUAAUUAGAAAUUGUUAUUUUUAUUGGUUGCAAAUGCAAUCUGGGGAAUGUUCUGUUGUGGCUCCUCAUUCCCCACCCUGGAAGUUCUCUACAUUUGAGGAAGAUGAAAUGCAUGAAACCGAAAAAACAUCCUCCAUAGUAGUCUCGAAAAGUUUUAAUGCAAGUGCAACCAAAGGCUCCAGAGUUCACAAUUCGUGUGGGGUGGCAGGCAACUUCGUUAUAAUGACAGCGCUCAGGAGCAAGAUCCUCACCUUGAGAGAUUUGCUUGACUUAUCGCCGUGUUUUGGCUCUGCAUCCCUAAAUGAGCUGCUGAUAUUAACGCUGAAGGAUCUGCAUAAAAUGUAUCCUUCCGUCAACACGAAUGUUCCAUUGUCAAGUAUUGAUGGAGCAGGAAUGGAUCAGGCACUACAAUGCUUUUGUGAUACUUUGAAAUCAAUCGGGGCAAUAUGGACGGGUGAUGAUGAAUUCAUAAUGAAAUUGGACGAGGAGUACAGUAAUCUCCACAAUGAUCUAAGACGUUAUGGAUUGGUAUUGCUUGACGAGAUGAUUAAACUAGCCACUGAAAGGGUGUUUGAUAUGAUGGACGAGGAUGACCAGACGAGAGAUGAAAGUCCUUCAUCCGAUGCAUUUGAGAGGGCUCUUCCGGAGUCUCAUUCGGACAACGAGUCUUCCCUCUCAAGCCCUCCACCUACCCCAACUUCAGUCCUCUCCUCAGCAAUUAGUGCUUCACUGAAGAGUGAAGUCAAGGCUAAAGAAACUGAGAAGUUGAAUCCUAUCGAUGUAAAACGCCUCUAUUUUGACUUGCUCCCUUAUGCAAUAGAUCAAGAUCCAAAUUAUGUUGUUCAGCUAGCAACCAACUUCAGUGAGCAAAAAUCAGAAAUACAAGCAAAGGUUGGUUCUGAAGUGAAAGCAGGGGAUGCUUAUGAAUUUGGCCAAGAUUUCGAAAUGUUGGACUCAGCAGAUAUUCUACUAACUGAUAUGGAUAAUGUAUCAGAAAACGGAGGAACUUGUCGGACUGGUUCUACAAAUAAUCAGCUAUUGUCAAGUCGUGUCUCGUUAGACUUGGUUUUACCUCCAUCUACACUCCCUGAGUUGAGAUCAAAUGUCGAAGAACAAGCUACAGCUCCACUAGCACCAUUCACAUUAUCUUCAAAUGUCAUAAAGUCACCAUCUUUGACAUCCAGAAACAUAGUUACACCUCCGUCUCCGCCCCCACUACCACUACAUCCCAUGAUGGUGCCUCCACCACCUCCAUUGCCACCUAAGACCACAACCAAUAUAAUAACACUUCCACCUCCACCCCCUCCCAUGACAUCCGGAAAUGUAAUAGCACCUCCGUCUCUGCCUCCUCCCCCAGCACCUCCAUCGCCACUUAAGACAACAACACAUAUAAUAACACUUCCACCUCCACCACCGCCGCCACUGAUGACAUCCAGAAAUGUAAUAUCACCUCCACCUCCACCACCACCUCCCAUUGGAUCAAAGGGUAUGACACGUCCACCACCACCGAUGGCUUCAAAUGGAGCAGUGCCAGCACCACCUCCACCCAUGCCAAAGGGAAAAGGACCGGCACCUCCACCACUAAUAGGUUUUAUAGGUGUGUUACUAGUCAAGAGAGCAGCCACUAAAUUGAAAAGAUCAACGCAAAUGGGUAAUCUUUAUCGACUUCUCAAGCUCCAAGUUGAAGGCUCUAGUUUAGAUAGUACAUCACAUCACAAAAUGGGAAAAGUUGGUGCCUCAGCAGGAGGUAAACAGGGAAUGGCUGAUGCAUUAGCAGAGAUGACAAAGAGGUCAGCAUAUUUCCAUCAAAUUGAAGAGGAUGUUAAAAAUUACGCGAAAACAAUCAAGGAGAUAAACACAGCCAUUACUUCUUUUAAAACAUCAGACAUGUCUGAGCUCAUUAAGUUCCACGGAUAUAUAGAAUCUCACCUUGAGAAAUUAACCGAUGAAUCUCAGGUGCUAGCAAGAUUUGAAGAUUUUCCUACGAAAAAGUUGGAAGAACUCAGAAUGGGAGCAGCAUUAUAUUCCAAGUUAGACACAAUAGCCACUACUCUACGAAAUUGGUCGAUAGUCUCCCCUGUUGGCGAACACCUUGACAAAGCUGAGAGUUACUUUAACAAGAUCAAAGUAGAAAUUGACACAUUGGAACGAACAAAAGACGAAGAGGCCAAGAAAUUUAUAAGCCAUAACAUUCAUUUUGAUUUCGGCAUCCUCAUUCGUAUCAAAGAACUAAUGAUAGAUGUUUCCUCAAACUGCAUGGAACUUGCCAUAAAGGAGAGUAGAGAAGCAAAGACAAAGGAAAACAGAAGAGGUGGAUCGAAAAAUGGAUCACGUAAACUGUUAUGGAAGGCCUUCCAGUUCGCGUUCAGAGUCUAUAGUUUCGCUGGUGGACAAGAUGAUCGCGCUGACAAGUUGACAAGGGAGUUAGCUCAAGAAAUACAAAGAGAUCCUAACCAAUAGACAUAUUGUUAUACUCAAAAGGCGGAUGCAUAUGGAGCUAUCAAACAAUGGGUAUGACAAUUGAACUCAAUAUUCUCGACAU
Molecule: messenger RNA, 2662 nt
Organism: Solanum verrucosum
Lineage: Eukaryota; Viridiplantae; Streptophyta; Magnoliopsida; Solanales; Solanaceae
Exons: 9
Coding region: 16-2580 (854 amino acids)
Biological process (GO): chloroplast organization
Cellular component (GO): chloroplast outer membrane
Source: RefSeq, a predicted model, not a curated record